UUAAUGCAAAACUGCUCAUCCAAGAAUGAACAUCCAAAUUACAUUUUUAGUGAUCCUCCUCACAUUGCCUUUUAUUUCCUGCAAUAAUAAACGGGUAAAAAGGAUUGUAGGAGGAAAUCCGGCUAAUGUACCACCUGAAGAUGACCCAGUUGCGUUUGUAACCCAUGCAAGAAGAUCAGCAACCAUUCGGGGUGUUUUAGAAUAUCCCCAUUAUGCUUUUAGAGGUAUACGAUAUGCUCACCCACCCACAGGACGUGAUAGAUUUCAGAGACCAAGAACUUAUUAUCUCGAAGGGGUUUACAAUGCCACAAUAUAUCCUCCAGCUUGUCUUCAGCCUGCCCCUACCACUGGACGAAUAGUUGGAAGUGAAGAUUGUUUGUUCCUUAAUGUUUAUACUCCUAUGUUACCGGAAGGACAAGAAGGAUUACCUGUUUUGGUUUGGAUUCAUCCUGGAGGGUUUAGAUUUGGCUCCGCCUCUCAAUUUGGUGUGAGGUAUCUACUUAGAAAUGAUAUUAUCGUAGUUUCGAUUCAGUAUCGAUUAGGUUCUUUGGGAUUUUUAAGUACAGGAACGGCUGAAUUACCUGGAAAUGCAGGUCUUUUCGAUAUGGUGUCAGCAAUUGAAUGGACUCGACGUUAUAUUGGGUUCUUUGGUGGAAAUCCUCAUCGAGUUACCAUUAUGGGACAUGGAUCUGGAGCUAGUAGUGCUUUAUUAGUAGCCUUAUCAAAUGUAGCAAGAGGGCACAUAAGUGGAAUUAUAGCGAUGUCGGGAUCAGCAAUAUCAUCUUGGGCUAUUGAUAACACACCCGCUAAAACGGCUAAGGAAGUUGCUGAAUACCAAGGAUGUCCAUCGCAAAAUACUUUAACAAUGAUAAGAUGUCUCCAAAAUGUUGGCCCGGAAACUUUAAUAAAGGGUGAUUCUGAAAUAGAAAAAACAAGAUUUGCAUCUCGUGGUUUCAUAUCAGGCAUGUCUGGUCUUCUCAGUGCAUCUCCAGUUACCGAAGGUGCCAAUGAUUAUAGAUCUUUACCAUCAGCAGUUCAAUAUCAACCGAUAAAUGAUUUAACCAAUGGAAAUUCUCCUCAAAUUCCUCUACUAACCGGAAUAACUAAAGAUGAAACAAAACGUGCUGUUGAAAAUCGAUACAAAAACGAAGCUAUAAACGAUAUAAAAUCUAUUCCGAAGUUUAUGGAACAACAUUUGGUUCCCACUUUACAAGGUUUAAUCGGUUUGGGAAAUACAACCAAUAAAAAAGAUAAAGGAUUUUGGAAAAUUGUGGACCCGUUAAAUUUUCGCGGUUAUUUGAAAAUAAAUCAAGAUAAUAUUUUGGGAAGUUUAUCUGCUAUUUCAGAAGCGACAAGUGAUGCGCUUUUUAGUUUACCGGCAUUUUUAACCGCUGAUUUGUGGUCAAAAACGAACACUUCAACCUUUCUAUAUCGAUUCAAUCACGUUGGAAAAGCUAGAAAGGGAUAUAAAAUUUUAGAAGGAAGUAAACUUGUUGAUAGUGAUUCAAAAUCGAUUUCGAAUAACACAUAUUGUAGCCACGGUGAUGAUUUAUCAUACCUUUUUGAACCAAAAAAUUUAGAUGGUACUGAUUUUGAAGAGCCGGAAGUUAUGGACGAUGAAGAUAAAAAAGUUAGGGAUAUUUACACGAAAAUGAUUGCUGAUUUUGUUCGAAAUGGAAAACUUCAAGUUCAAAAUAAAUUAAUACCAAGCUUUACAAGUUUACAAAGUAAUUUCGUUGAAAUAAGUUCCAAUCCGACAAUUGAAAAAGAUUUUCGUUUUUGCGAAAUGGCACUUUGGGCAGGUUUAGCAGAAAGAUUACAAAGCACAACUUGUCAAUAUUUAAAUCAGAUCGGCAACAUUAAAAAAUAUUUUGAAAGCGGAAUAAAUUCAACAAUAAACAAAAUGGAUAUUGGAAAAAACGUCAACAAAUUAAUGAGUGGAUUUAUUGGUUAAAAUAUAAGGAAAAAAAAAUUAUUUCUUGUAAUUUGUUAAUUUAAAAAUAAUAUAUGUAUUGAAAGUGAAUGCUUACAUAUAACACAAAUUUAAUAAAUAAAAUUAAUUGCUUGCUA
Molecule: messenger RNA, 2070 nt
Organism: Onthophagus taurus
Lineage: Eukaryota; Metazoa; Arthropoda; Insecta; Coleoptera; Scarabaeidae
Product: esterase E4
Source: RefSeq, a predicted model, not a curated record